Arvicanthis niloticus (Nile rat) is the source of this 4009-nucleotide messenger RNA. The record is from RefSeq and is a predicted model, not a curated record. NCBI's taxonomy places the organism in Eukaryota, Metazoa, Chordata, Mammalia, Rodentia, Muridae.
GUCCACUUCAAUGGAGUAUUGUUUUGCAUCUCAUUACCUUGAAGCAUAUAUAACCCAUAGAUGCUUCAAUAGAUCCUGACUCUGCCCUUCUCUGGGAAGUUGAUGAAUGCAGUGACAUAUGAGGAUGUGCAUGUAAACUUUACUCAGGAAGAAUGGGCUUUGCUGGAUUCUUCCCAGAAGAAUUUCUACAAAGAAGUGAUGCUGGAGACCUACAGCAACCUCACUGCUAUAGGCUAUUCUUGGGAAGACCUCAGUUAUGAAAUGAAUUCUCAAAAUUCUAGAAGACAUGGAAGGCAUCUUCAAAGGCAUGAAAGAAUUCACACUGGAGAGAAAAGCUAUAAACAUUUGCAAAGUAAUGAAGUGUUUUCAAGUCACAGUCAUCCUCAGAUACAUAAAAGAAUGCUUACUGGAGCCUUUGUAUAUGAUAGUGGCCUUCAAAUGCAUAGAGAAACACACACAGGAGAGAAACCCUGUGAUUGUAAGACACAAGGUAAAGCCUUUGCAUGCCACAGCCAUCUGCAAAGCCCUAAAAAAACACAUACUGCAGAGAAACCCUAUGAAUGUAAAGAGUGUGGUAAAGCCUUUUUGUGGUACAGUGUUCUUCAUCGGCAUAACAGAACACAUACUGGAGAGAAGCCUUAUGAAUGUAAACAGUGUGGUAAAGCCUUUUCAGAUCUCUGGGUUCUUCAAAGGCAUAAAAGUACACAUACUGGAGAGAAGCCCUAUGAAUGUAUACUAUGUGGUAAAGCCUUUGCACAGAACAGUAUUCUUCAGAGCCAUAAAAGAACACAUACUGGAGAGAAGCCCUAUGAAUGUAAACUAUGUGGUAAAGCCUUUUCAUAUCAUAGUGAUCUUCAAAGGCAUAAAAGAACACAUACUGGAGAGAAGCCCUAUGAAUGUAAACUAUGUGGUAAAGCUUUUGCACAGAACAGUGUUCUUCAGAUUCAUAAAAGAACACAUACUGGAGAGAAGCCCUAUGAAUGUAAACAAUGUGGUAAAGCCUUUGCACAGAACUUUAAUCUUCAGAGUCAUAAAAGAACACAUACUGGAGAAAAGCCCUAUGAAUGUAAACAAUGUGGUAAAGCCUUUAAACAGAGCAGUCAUCUUCAAUGUCAUAAAAGAACACAUACUGGAGGGAAGGUCUAUGAAUGUAACCAGUGUGGCAAAGUCUUUGCAGUAAAUAUUGAUCUUCAAAUACAUAAAAGAUCACAUACUAGAGAGAAGACCUAUGAAUGUCAACAAUGUGGUAAAGCCUUUUCAUGGUACAGUGCUCUUCAUAGGCAUAAAAGAACACAUACUGGAGAGAAGCCCUAUGAAUGUAACCAAUGUGGUAAAGCCUUUGCACAGAACAGUGUUCUUCAGAUUCAUAAACGAACACAUACUGGAGGGAAGCCCUAUGCAUGUAACCAAUGUGACAAAGCUUUUAUUUCUCACAGCCAUCUUCAGAUUCAUAAAAGAACACAUACUGGAGAAAAGCCCUAUGAAUGUAACCAAUGUGGUAAAGCCUUUUCAUCUCACAGUGCUCUUCAAAGGCAUAAAAGAACACAUACUGGAGAGAAGCCCUAUGAAUGUAACCAAUGUGGUAAAGCCUUUGCACAGAACAGUACCCUUCAGAGUCAUAAAAGAAUACAUACUGGAGAGAAGCCCUAUGAAUGUAAACAAUGUGGUAAAGCCUUUCCAAGGAGCAGUCAACUUCACAGUCAUAAAAGAACACAUACUGGAGAGAAGCCCUAUGAAUGUAAACAAUGUGGUAAAGCAUUUGCACAGAACAGUCAACUUCAGAGUCAUAAAAGAACACAUACUGGAGAGAAGCCCUAUGAAUGUAAACAAUGUGGUAAAGCUUUUGCACAGAACAGUCAUCUUCAAAGGCAUAAAAGAAUACAUACUGGAGGGAAGCCCUAUGCAUGUAACCAAUGUGGUAAAGCCUUUGUCCACAAUAGUGAUCCUCAAAGGCAUAAAGGGACACAUAAUGGAGAGAAACAAUGCAUGUGACCACUGUGGUAAAGCCUUUGCCCACAACACUAGUCUUUAAAGACAUGAUAAAACAUACUGGAGGGAAGCCCUAUGAAUAUAGCCAGUGUAGUAAAGCCUUUACACAUAAAAGUAAUUUCAGAGUUAUAAAAGAACACAGACUAGAGAGAAAUGUUAGGAUGUUCACUGUUGCUGUAAAGACUUAACAUACCACUAUCAUCUUCAAAGGCAUAAAAGAUCACAUACAUGGAGAAAACCCUAUGAAUAUAACCAAAGUGGUAAAUCCAUUGCACAUAUGGGGUUCUUCAAAGGCAUUAAAAACAAAAAUUAGAGUGAACUGUUGAUGUAAUUACUUAAAAUGCAGCCACCAGACAAGCCAACUGUCUAAGCUGCAGUGGCUCUUGCUAGCUCAACCGCCAUGUUCAUUGGCUCAAGUCCAUGUGGGCACCGCAGUUAUUAAAGGCCAGCCAGAAACGCCAGUGUGGGAGAUGGUUCUGCCAAUCAUCCAUGCUGUCUCUCCAAGGCUGGGCAGUGCCCAGACCAUCCCACCAACCAUGCAGGUUCAGGACAGAUGAGACUCUAAUGCUUAGAUUAUCCAAAGGCUUAUAUAUUUAGUAAUGGUCAAUAACAAGAUUCCCUUACAAUUAGAGGUAUAACCCAGUACCCAACCUAGAUAUACCAACUACAUUUGACUGCUACAGUCAAGCGAACAUCAGCCUCCAUGCACCCCUCUCUCCUUCUCAGUCUUUUCCUUAGCUCCUCCUCUUCCUUCUCCUCUUCCUUUACUCCUCCCACCUUAGCUCUUCCUACAGUGAACCCCUAUGAACGUAGUCAACUUGAUUAAGCCUUUGCAUAUCAGCAUCACCUUGUAAUGCAAGAAUGAAAUCAUACAAGAGAUACCCUGUGGGCAUUAGUGUGUGUGUGUGUGUGUGUGUGUGUGUGUGUGUCUUUGGCUAAUCUUCCCAUGGUUUUCCUCCUACUUAAUUACCUUACCUAGCUUUGAUAUAAGUAAUGGUGCCUGUAAGUAUUAUCAAAUAGUAUGUCUUGUUCAGUUAAUAUCCAGAAGAGGCCUGCUAUUUGUUGAAGGAGAUGGGAGAGGAGUCAUCUUGUGGCCAUGGUAGGUUAGAAAAUUUAUGGAGAGUGAAGGGAGGGGGAAACAACCCUGGAAUAAAACCUUCAACCUAUAAUGUUUUUUGCUUGCAAGAUGUGCUGUGUCAAUAGCAUACUUGUGGUCAUAGCCAAUUAUUGACUGGUUUAAUUGGUGGCACAUGAAAGAAGAAGGAACCUAUAACACACUGACUGGUUGACCAGAAACUAGAAGCAAGAUAAGCCAGAAUUAUACAAUAGAACCAAAGAUAACUGCCCCCUCCCACAACAACAAAACCCCCUUCCAUAGUGAUUUUCUGCUCUAGUCAUAGUUUGGUGACUAUCCCAACUCUCAUGACAAAGUCUGCCUUCAGCAGGCCAUGGGAGUAGUACAAAUGACCCACACCUAAACACUAGGUAUAUAGAAGCCAGGUUUGCAGUGUCUAUUGCUUUUCUUACCUAAGAGAUUGGGGAACCCUAGAGAAGAGGGGAAGAAGGCAUUGUGGAAACCAGAGGUGUCUAAAGACACAAUGAGAGCACAGGCAACAGAAUUAUCUUAGCUGGAUUCCUGGGACAGUUGUGCUUAGGAAGAGGUGAGUUGUGCAGGAGCUGGAAGUGGUAGAAGGAGUGAUAGCUCCAUGUUAGGAGCCAUGCUGCGUUUGCUGAAGUAGCUAUACGCUCGCCAUUAUAAGAUGGCGCUGGCUUCCUGUUCCUGGUUCUUCUUGGCCUUGGUGUCUGCAGCUGUGCGCACGCGUAGGCUCAAAUUUUCCCGCUGAAAGUACUAUCAGUGGAUAUGUAAAUGAGACCCCAGUCUGUAAGCCAAUGAGGACAGAUCAUGUCUCUUUGAUAGUAUAUAAGUCAGAACAUUCUGGGGCUUGGGGUCCUUCCUUUGUUCUCCAUCUUGCAUCCUUCUAACUAAAAGAGCUGUAACAAUAAAAGACGCUGUCAGAAG